This is a messenger RNA of Recurvomyces mirabilis, 1236 nucleotides long. RefSeq names its product porphobilinogen deaminase (gene HEM3). Gene Ontology annotation, cellular component: cytoplasm. Gene Ontology annotation, biological process: heme biosynthetic process. The transcript has 2 exons. Bases 1 to 1236 code for a protein of 411 amino acids. Gene Ontology annotation, molecular function: hydroxymethylbilane synthase activity. The record is from RefSeq and is a predicted model, not a curated record. NCBI's taxonomy places the organism in Eukaryota, Fungi, Ascomycota, Dothideomycetes, Mycosphaerellales, Teratosphaeriaceae.
AUGCCUUUCUCCGAGGACGCACCGCUCGUCAAUGCGACUAUCACAGAAAGCAGCGUCCCCGCAUCGCAACACCAUACAUCUCACAAUGGCGAGAAGCAGACAUUCCACAUUGGCACUCGACAGAGCAUCCUCGCACGUGUCCAGGCCGAUCUUGUCUUACAAGCGCUGAAGCAAGCAUGGCCAUCUUGUCAUUUCGAGGUCCAUGCCAUGAGCACUACAGGCGACAAUAACCAGAAGACUGCCCUACAUAAGUUCAACGAGAAAGCGCUAUGGACGCAGGAGCUGGAAGUCCUUUUACAGAAUGGAGAACUGGAUCUGAUAGUGCAUAGUCUGAAGGAUAUGCCGACACAACUACCCAUAGAUUGCCAACUGGGUGCUGUGACCAAGCGUGGUGACGCUCGAGAUGCUCUAGUCAUCAAGCCCGGCUUAGCAGCGAAAUGCAAGAGUCUCGCCGACCUACCCGAAGGCUCAGUAGUAGGCACAUCAAGUCUACGCCGAAGAGCACAACUGAAACGCCAUUACACCCACCUCAAGUUCGCCGAUAUAAGAGGCAACAUCGGUACACGGCUCGCAAAACUAGAUAACCCGGACUCGGAAUACUCCGCCACCAUCCUCGCGGCCGCAGGAUUACAAAGAGUAGGCAUGACGAAUCGUAUCACAUCUUACCUGACGAAAGAGGAAGGUGGCAUGUUGCAUGCUGUUGGCCAGGGGGCGCUGGGGAUCGAGACGAGGAAGGAUGAUACGCGGACUGCGGAGCUUCUUGGCAGGAUCAAUGACGAAGCCACUAUGCGGCAGAUUUUGGUGGAGAGAAGUCUUAUGAGGACGUUGGAGGGAGGGUGUAGUGUUCCUAUUGGGGUGGAGACGGAGUGGGUUUCGAGGGUUGGUGUUUUGGACUCGAGCGGUGGGAUUGGGACACGGCCGAAGGCGGAUUAUCAUAAAGCUAGUGGUGUGGCGGAGAAUGGAGAGAGCAGUGGGAAUGGAUAUGUGAGUAGAGACGGUGCUGCGGUCGAGGUUGAUGUAUACGCCACGGAUGAACUUAUCAUGCGCGCUUUGGUCGUGAGCUUGGACGGCGACGAAGUGGCUGAGACGGAAGCUAGGAGGCGGAUCUUGUCGAGAGAAGAUGCGGACGAAUUUGGGUGGGAGGUCGCGCAGAUCUUGGUCAAGAAGGGCGCGGAUAGGAUUUUGCAGGCGAUAUCGUUGAACCGGGGAAUAAUUGGAGGUCAGGACGGGGCUUGA